AUCCUCAAUAAAAUCUACAGGAAAUGCAAAUUCUGCACCUCAAAGAGAUGAGAAGCAAAGGAGUGGCAAACCACAGGAGGAGGAACAGACUAGAAUGGCAGGAGCUAUAAAAAGGUACAAUGGCAGAGCACACUGCAUCUAUCUGCAACAGGACUGAUGAACAGCAAGCAUCUCUUUCAGUCCAAGAGAAAGGUUUCCACCUAUCUGGACUCGCUGUUUACUUUGGGAGGCCUGACAAAUCCAACGAACCCAAAGAGAGAUCAUGCAAUGGAAGCGGAGGCACAGAUACUGCAGUGUGGCCCUUUUCCUCAUAGUGCUCGUGUUUGCUGGAGGCUUCGUUAUUACAAAAAAGGAAAGCUCCUUUCUUUUGAACAUCAGUUCGAGUGAAGAAAUGAGAGUGGCAAGGAUACUUAAAGAGGAGCCUUAUGAGUACAUCCUCAACGAGCCGAAUGCAUGUCUGCAGCGAGCUCCUUUCUUAGUGCUUUUGAUUGAGGUUGAGCCCAAGAAAACGGACGCCAGGGAUGCCAUCAGGAAAACGUGGGCCAAUGAAAGUGUGGCUGGGGGUUUGGGUUUCAUCCACCUUUUUUUCAUAGGUGUUAACAAUGACACCCAAAUAGAUGGCAGCAAACUGCAGCACACAAUAGAGGAAGAAAGUCAUCGAUAUCAUGAUAUCAUCCAGCAAGAUUACAGGGAUACUUACAACAACCUUACUCUGAAAACACUGAUGGGGAUGUACUGGAUUACAAAGUACUGUCCAGAGGCCAAAUACGUCAUGAAGACAGACAGUGACAUGUUUGUCAACACUGAAUAUCUCAUAGAAAAACUCCUAAAGACCAAAGGGCAACCAAUGCAGAAGUAUUUCACAGGACUUCACAUGUCAAACUUCUCCCCACACCGAAACAAAGAGAGUAAAUGGUACAUGCCCCGAGAAAUGUACCCUGGUAAGCGAUACCCCACCUUUUGCUCUGGGACUGGGUAUGUCUUCUCAGGCGACGUGGCCCAAAGGAUAUACGUGACAUCUCUGACCAUACCCAGACUGCACUUAGAAGAUGUUUACGUGGGUAUAUGUCUAGCUAAACUAAAGAUAGAGCCAACGCCACCACCAAAUGAACAUCUGUUCAAUCACUGGCGAGUGGCCUACUCUAGCUGUAGGUACAGCAACCUGAUCACCUCUCAUGGGUUUCAUCCCAAUGAGAUCAUCCAGUACUGGCAGCACCUGCAGAGCAACAAGCACAAUCCCUGCCAACAGACUGGGUAGAAAGUUCAAUAAACAAAAGUUCAAAAAAUUAAAAAUUUGUUCUGCUUUGGAGGUUUUAUCAUCAAGUUAAAAAGACCUGUGACAUUUCACGUUCUUCCAAAUACAACAGAUUAAAGUUCUUGUUUCUGGACAACCUUACCUGGGGUUUUUUGAUUAUCUUUUUUUUUUCUUUUUUAAUUACUGUAAUCUUAAUGAUCUUCACAAGCCUGCCUGUUUGAAUGGGUAUAAAAUAUUCAGUUAAGAAGAAACUGAUGAAACUGAGACAAAUUAAAUCCAGAAGAACUGUAGCAACAUCUUCAAGA
This is a messenger RNA of Carassius auratus (goldfish), 1560 nucleotides long. Its product is annotated as beta-1,3-galactosyltransferase 2-like. The transcript is spliced from 2 exons. Lineage: Eukaryota; Metazoa; Chordata; Actinopteri; Cypriniformes; Cyprinidae. The record is from RefSeq and is a predicted model, not a curated record. Gene Ontology annotation, cellular component: Golgi membrane. The coding region runs from base 263 to 1258 and encodes 331 amino acids. Gene Ontology annotation, molecular function: N-acetyl-beta-D-glucosaminide beta-(1,3)-galactosyltransferase activity. Gene Ontology annotation, biological process: protein O-linked glycosylation.